CUUCGAUAACCCGAUCCGGUUUAUUUCGUGGUGGUUAACUGUCCACCUGCUCUUCUUUCUUCAUCCUUGUUACAAAAUGUCGCGUCAUUCUUCUUUUACUGAUUUCAGCUCAAUCGGUCAAAUUCGAGUUUGAGUUUAGAAAUUUGAGCUUUCCACCAAUCGAAAGUUGACUAAUCUGUUCGUGAAUCUGUCUCCGAUCGGUGAACUAUCUCGCAGUACCAGGAGAUUGAUCACUCCUUCGACAUUGCUCUUUCAAUUCGUUCUCAAGGGUUUUAAUGAGCUCGUAGAAGCUUCCAGAAAUGGCGUCCAUGAGCUCUGGUGAUGAAAGCCUUCGACUUUGCGCAUUUGAUUUGAGGAGGGGCCAAACUGAAGGACAAGAGUUAGACAAGAUUUUGUUCUUUUACCCUGCAGAAUUAGACUUAUCCACCCAGUUAUCAGUGAUCGGGCUCAGUGAAGGGCUUAUUACUUUUACUAGACUUUUCUCUCCGGAGGCAGCUUGUGAAGUAAUAGAAGCAGAAAGACAUUCCCAUGUUUUCUAUGAGGCUGAACCCGAUAUCUGGAUGGUUAUGGUUGUGGAGAAAAAUAAGGAGACAGGGGCAAUAUGGAGGAUUGAUGCAUUAAGGAGGGUGCUUAAAGAAGUGCACUCACUCUUUGUUAUGUUUCACGGGUCAAUUAGGGCAUUAAUCGAAAAAGAACCAACAGGAGGGCUUACACGAUCACUGUUGUACCCGUUCAUCACUGAUUAUUUAAGCACAUUUCAAAAAUGGUCUCUCUCGGAAGAUUGCUGCUGGGGUAAAAUGCUGAAGUUGCUGUGUCGAAUGCCUUCCUUUGGAUUUGUGCAAAACCGCAUAUUUUGUUACCUUCAUGAUUUUUUUGUGGGGAAGAAACUUCAGCUACCAACUUUCCGUGAAACUUUGAGAGAGCGUGGAACUGUUCAAAUGCUUACUUUAGCAAGGGACAUCGCAGUUGAAGUUCAGUCACUUGUUCAAGUACUAGAUUCAUGUGCUGGGAGCUUACGAUGUCACUCUAUGAUCUUAUUUCAAGAUCUGCUGGUUUCAACAACCCUCUCAGCUGAUGAUACCGUCGACUUAUUUACAUUUGCUGUAAUGAGGUUGACCUCAAAAGCUUUAUCCUCUGACGCAAGUUCUUGGUCAUAUCUACGUAAAGGGCCUGGUUCAUCUGAAAUCUCUUCUAGAUCUACUUUGGCACCCAUUGGCUCAAUUGAUUCCCUACACUCAAGAAACGGAAAUGACAUGCAUCAUGUUAUUAGGCCACUACAAAAUGAUAAGUGGACAAAAGGGAAAGAUGGGUUUCUAAUAACCGAUAUUUGGGGUCUAGAGACUGGCGGUUCCCCUGAUUCUGCCAUCCCUACAAUCUGGCUUCAGCAGACACAAGAAAGAAUGUAUCUCCUUGCUUAUCAGCAUAACAGUCUCACCUUACUUCUUCUCAUGCCUACAAAUGCCAUUGUCAAUGGAGAUUUAAGCGUCUCAGCCGUGAAACAGCAAGUUAUUGAAGAUGCAUCACUGAGAAUCUUGAAAAUCGAAGAGAAGAUUUCAAGAGGGUGGGGCGGUGAGAAUACUUACCAUAUUAAGGGUUACCGUUACUUAGUAGUUGAUAGUGACAUGGAACUAUCCAGAGCUUCUCCUUCAGGAAAAGUUACAACACUUGCAAAGGAGUCUUUACUUGCACUAAACCAGCUUAGAGAAGAAGUGGAUUUAGAAAAAAGUCGUGCGAAAAGGCAGGAAAAAGACAUGGAAAUAUGCAUCAGAGCUAAGAACAAUGUGUGGGUGAUCGCCCGUGUGACCAGAGGCAAAGAGCUUUACAUGGCUUUGGAGAAAGGCAGCGACACUCUUCUUGAUACCACAGACGCUGUUGGACGAUUCAGCAACAGGUAUUGCAGCGGAGCGUUCUUGAUGGACUAAGUUUUAGUGUUCUUUCUUCUGGUUUUGGGAAGAAGUUUCUUCUAGUUUCAAGUACAAAGUGAAAAGCUCAGAAGAAGUAAUGAGCACUUCUCUAUCAGCCAUUAAUUUUGUUGUGGGAAAUUGCAGAGAGGAAAACGAUUGUGUUCUUAUUUGGCCUGUGUAGAUAUGUAACAAUGAUUCCACGUUCUAUCAAGCAAACGAAAUCCUUUUAUUUUUGUGCGGAGGAAAGCAUCUUUCUCCUGGGUCUUAAUUCUUGGUUUGGUUAGAUAUACUCACUCCUGAUUACUAGUAGUACUAUACAAGUGUUAUUCCGUAUCCGUUUCAAAUUUUCAAUAGAAUUCAAAGUUUACA
Molecule: messenger RNA, 2273 nt
Organism: Arabidopsis arenosa
Lineage: Eukaryota; Viridiplantae; Streptophyta; Magnoliopsida; Brassicales; Brassicaceae
Source: the annotation of a GenBank genome assembly